AUGAUCCAGCUCCACAAAGGGGAGUUCUACAGCGUCAACGUCACCUUCACCAGCAACACCCAGUCUCAGAACAGCACGGCGUUGGUUCACGGCCUGGUGCUUGGCGUCUUGGUGCCCUUCCCCAUCCCCGAGCCCGACGGCUGUAAGAGCGGCAUCAACUGCCCCAUUGAAAAGAGUAAAACCUACAACUACCUGAACAAGCUGCCCGUCAAGAGCAAAUAUCCCAGUUUUGAAAUAGCAGGGACCCAGACCCAGAAACCAGAAAAGACAAUGCCCCCUCAGGAAGCAUCUCUGAGAGGAUUUAAUGGUACUCGGGAGCUACUUGGGGUGCUGGACUUAAGCCUCUCUUGGCAUCUUUAG
Molecule: messenger RNA, 360 nt
Organism: Tachyglossus aculeatus (Australian echidna)
Lineage: Eukaryota; Metazoa; Chordata; Mammalia; Monotremata; Tachyglossidae
Product: NPC intracellular cholesterol transporter 2-like
Exons: 4
Coding region: 1-360 (119 amino acids)
Biological process (GO): cholesterol efflux; intracellular cholesterol transport
Molecular function (GO): cholesterol binding
Source: RefSeq, a predicted model, not a curated record